AUGGACGAAUCUCCCAACCGCGAUGAACCAGUUCGCGAUCCUGCGGAACCUCCCCUUCCCAUUCCGGAGAUGAUGUUUGCGGCGGGCGAUGAACCGGUAGGUGUCAGAGUUCUUACCUACCAAUCCUCUACGGCUAUCAAUCACAUACUAGAUUCCCUGGAAGAAGAUGAGAUCCAGAGAUUGCGCUUGUCUCCCUUUGGUAAGAUUGUUGACAUCGCGGAGAAACCGGGUUUCUCGGGUAGAUUUGCUAGAUACAUGUUGUCUAGACAGUUGAAGGUGGAGAAAAAAUAUGAGGCUUGGUUUCGGUUUGCGGGGAAACCGAUAAAAUUUUCUCUUCGCGAGUUCGCGAUUGUAACCGGUCUCCACUGCGGUGAAUACCCGAAGAAGACGAAGGUGAAGUCAAAGUCGAAGAUGAAGGAGAAACCUUAUUGGGCCGAGCUAUUUGGGAACAGAGAGGAGAUUCGGGUUUCGACGGCCCUAAAGAUGCUAAGGAAAAAAACGAUAACCGAUUCAGACAUAAGGAUUAAGGUGGCUUGUCUCGCGAUAGUCUCUUCGGUCCUCCUCUCCACAAACCUCAAAAUGAAGAUGAUGAAAGAACAUGCUGAGGCAACAAAAGAUCUCGACCAGUUCUUUUCGUAUCCGUGGGGUCGCCUAGCUUUUGAAAUGCUUAUGGGUAGUAUAAAGCAAAGAGACGAGGUCGCCUUCUCCAAUGAUACAAUAGCACUGAAAGGGUUUGCAUUGGCACUACAACUGGUUAUGGUAGAGGCUGUACCAUCUCUAACCGAAGUUGUCUUGGAGACUUGUGCAUCUUCUGAUUCCGAUAGCAGCGACGAUGGAGAUGAUAUCGUGAAGAAGAGGAACAAACAAAAGACACUGAGCCCCGGGCAUGCUCGCAAAGAGGACAAAAAAACUGAUGUUUUGGUUAGAAGCAUUAUCCCUGAUGAUCCGGAUAGACCAAUAGAUAACGUUAUACUUGUAUGGGCAGACGAGGUGUGCGACGUUAAAGUAGAUAAUCUUCUGAAGCUUCUAGCAGAAGGUUACUCUUUCACGGCUACGAUGUUCAAAGGUGGCGCUACCAAACUUGACGUUGAGAGAUUGCGUGACAUAGCAAAGGAGGUGGGUAAGAAGAAGCGGAAAAAUAACCCGGUUACACACAAGGAAACGGACGACGACAACCGUAUUGCAGGCAUUGUGAUGUCUAUUCUCAAAACGGAGCUCCAAAGAGUUGAUGCGAAUGUGGCCAAAGCUGUAUCAGUUGCCGAAAAAACGGCUGUUCAAGUGGACUCCUUGGAGACCACUAUCAUGGUUUCAGUCAAUAAUCAGCUUCAAACCUUCAAGGAUGAUAUCAUGCGUCAACCCAAUGGCGACAGAAGAUCAACAUCAGUGUUGGAGGGGUCUCAUGGGAGGGUAGCUAAUUCUACUUCACGCUUGAAUAACAAUGAUCAGGGCUUCGAGGCUGACUUCUUAUCAGCCAAUAGCCACACCAAAGAAUCUUCUAUGGUCUCGUCAAGAGCAGAGGUGAAUGGGGCCAAUGUUUCACGUAAGAUCAUUGGAGAGCUGUCAGAAGGAUCUCAUAAUGUCCACUAUGGUUCAGACAAUAUUGAGACUAACUUUGGUGGCUCGAAAACUGUGGCUCCAUCUCCAUCGCUUCCGGUAGCCACAGAAGAAAUCACAACAACCGCCAUUUUACAGGCUCCAUCUCCAUAUCCAUCGCUUCCGGUAGCCACAGAAGAUAUGAUUGACACAGUUCCAGAACAUAGGGAAGAAGAAGCAACAGACGACCCGUCACAUCCUCCACUAAGUCCUAAAAGCAAACGCAGUAAGGUGGUUCCAGGUGAACAUGUACAAGAGAUUGAAAGUGGGGAUGAUACACUUGCCCGAGCUCGUGAAGCCGACCCUUUUUUUACUGCAUACUCCUGCCCUGAUUUGGUAAUGUCCAAAUACACAAAGCUCGUUGGUAAACUAAGCAACAACUUUGUUAUAAAUGUUGCCGGGCUGGCAGUAACUUCCAAGGACAUCACGGGAAUCGUAGAACUCAGCCGUUCCUUACCAGCUAGGAUUAUUGAUAUCUUGGUGAGGUUUGUACGGACCACAUACAACAGUGCACCGAAUUGUAGCCGUGAGAGAAGUCCCAACUUUCUUGACACCAGAUAUGUUGUGUUGUUGUUGAAGCAUUAUCCAAAGUUUGAGCGUUCAAGAUCACAAGAGUCAUAUAAUUUUCCCAAAGAUCUUGUUCACUAUCUUGGUCAGGACGAGCCGACAAUGGCACCUUUCACUCAUCACUACUUUCCGUUUGAUCUAGGGAACAAAGACUGGGUUGUUGUGUGUUUCGACCUGAAAGCGUGGAAGUUAACUGUUCUUGAGUGCAAUAUGGGGCUCCGGUCUGAUGAAGAAUUGGCGAAACAACUCCAACCCUUCAGAGAUAUGAUCCCCCCACUUUUGAGGCGUACCGGAGUGCUCUCCACUACUGCUUCUUAUCCUGCUGUUGUGAUAGAGAGGCCUAAUGUGGUGCGUCAUAACAGCAACCGCUCACACUCUGCCCUAACAUCCAUAUUGCUCAUGCAAACGCAUGCAAGGUUUGGGAUUGAAAUCUGCAGGUCUAUCACUCCUACUACUCUCAAGGAAGAAGCGCAAAGACUUGUGGUGAUGUUGUAUGAACUACAUGAGAAGCUGUAG
Molecule: messenger RNA, 2676 nt
Organism: Raphanus sativus (radish)
Lineage: Eukaryota; Viridiplantae; Streptophyta; Magnoliopsida; Brassicales; Brassicaceae
Exons: 8
Coding region: 1-2676 (891 amino acids)
Biological process (GO): proteolysis
Molecular function (GO): cysteine-type peptidase activity
Source: RefSeq, a predicted model, not a curated record